Molecule: messenger RNA, 2129 nt
Organism: Rhinolophus ferrumequinum (greater horseshoe bat)
Lineage: Eukaryota; Metazoa; Chordata; Mammalia; Chiroptera; Rhinolophidae
Gene: PRPS1
Product: phosphoribosyl pyrophosphate synthetase 1
Exons: 7
Coding region: 149-1105 (318 amino acids)
Biological process (GO): 5-phosphoribose 1-diphosphate biosynthetic process; ribonucleoside monophosphate biosynthetic process; purine nucleotide biosynthetic process
Cellular component (GO): cytoplasm; ribose phosphate diphosphokinase complex
Molecular function (GO): magnesium ion binding; ribose phosphate diphosphokinase activity; ATP binding
Source: RefSeq, a predicted model, not a curated record
CAAUUUAGAGCCGCGCGCGGGGCGGGAAUGUAAGAUGGCGGAGUAGCAACGCCAAGCGGUUAGUACUGAGUCUCUGAGCCGACCUCGGUUUGCAUCUCUGCAGCGGCAGUGAUCACUGGGCAAAGAGUGCCUAGAGUAGUUGGCCAAUAUGCCGAAUAUCAAAAUCUUCAGCGGCAGUUCUCACCAGGACUUAUCCCAGAAAAUUGCUGACCGCCUGGGCCUGGAGCUAGGCAAGGUGGUGACUAAGAAAUUCAGCAACCAGGAGACCUGCGUGGAAAUUGGCGAAAGUGUACGAGGAGAGGAUGUCUACAUCGUUCAGAGCGGCUGUGGUGAAAUUAACGACAAUCUGAUGGAGCUUUUGAUUAUGAUCAAUGCCUGCAAGAUUGCUUCAGCCAGCCGCGUUACGGCGGUGAUACCGUGCUUCCCUUACGCCCGGCAGGAUAAGAAGGAUAAGAGCCGUGCUCCAAUCUCAGCCAAGCUUGUUGCAAAUAUGCUUUCUGUAGCAGGCGCGGAUCAUAUUAUCACCAUGGACCUGCAUGCUUCUCAAAUUCAGGGAUUUUUUGAUAUCCCUGUGGAUAAUUUGUACGCAGAGCCCGCUGUCCUGAAGUGGAUAAGGGAGAACAUCUCUGAGUGGAGGAACUGCACUAUUGUCUCGCCUGAUGCUGGGGGAGCUAAGAGAGUGACCUCCAUUGCUGACCGAUUGAAUGUGGACUUUGCCUUGAUUCACAAAGAACGAAAGAAGGCCAACGAAGUGGACCGCAUGGUGCUGGUAGGAGACGUGAAGGACCGCGUGGCCAUCCUAGUGGAUGACAUGGCUGACACUUGUGGCACAAUCUGCCAUGCAGCUGACAAACUUCUCUCAGCUGGAGCCACCAGAGUUUAUGCUAUCUUGACCCAUGGCAUCUUUUCUGGCCCAGCCAUUUCUCGCAUUAACAGCGCAUGCUUUGAAGCAGUAGUAGUCACCAACACCAUACCUCAGGAGGAUAAGAUGAAGCAUUGCUCCAAAAUACAGGUGAUUGACAUCUCCAUGAUCCUUGCAGAAGCCAUCCGGAGAACUCACAAUGGGGAAUCUGUUUCCUAUCUGUUCAGCCAUGUCCCUUUAUAAUAGAAUAACUCCUGAGGCUUUUAAAAAAUAAAGUGAACCCCACUCCUUGUUUUCCCUUGGUAUUUGAUGAAAAACUCAGCAGAAGACCCAGCAUUUUGCUCCUGUAGCUUUCUACAUCCCGUAUCAGGUAUAUUAGUGUUUCUCCAAAAUCAGGGAAAAACAGAUUGAGACUAACUGCUCAGGUUUCCUACCUGCAUUGUCUUAUUCUGGCUUCUUUGAUUUUGUGAGCCUUGCAGCUUUAACUACAGCUCAGCUGCUGCAAGAUUUCAGACUUUGAAGGGUGUUGUGCCGGGGGUGUUGGAAUGUUUUUAGGGGAAGUUCAGACUUUCGCAUGUGAAUACUUUAGGGCUUCCUUGGUUCAGAACUACUAGCAGCAAAUCCAACCUAGUGCCCCCCCCCCCCCCCCCCCGCUCACACACACACACAAACAACAUGUGACAAGUUCUCUAAGGUCUAUGCUAAAUUACAAGAGCUGUAGGCAGCCCAGAACCCAGCUCUGAUAGCUGAGCCCCUUUAAGGCAGGCAGCUCUUGGUGGGUGGGGGUGGGGGUGGGGGCAGGGGAGAGCUGAUGAAAGAUAGCACACAGUGCAGCAGAUACUUCUGGAGAGGAACAAACCUGAUCCAUUACCCUCUGCUUGGACUGUCGCUUAGAGUCUUUGGUACCUAUUCCUUCUCUAUUUGGCUUGACCUUCAACCAUCUUGACCUUUUUCUGGCCAAAUAUCUUCUUGGGCCCAAAUGAACAUUGUACUAAAGUCUUCUGGAAAGCAAACCUCAUUUCUUGCUAUGUAUUCUUUACCAUUUACACAAGGUUAUUUCGCUGUAGCUUAAUCUUCCUUAGCCCACUACCACCAUGGUAGAAGGUUCUAGGUGGUAUUGUAGUGCCUUUUGAUUAAUUUAAGUAUUUAAUUUGCAUCUUUCUUCCUUGGAUCUGUUUGGCCUCUCAAAUGACCUGAGGUUUCUGUUAAAAAGAUUGAUGUCACUAGCUCUUGUAGAGGAAAUUAAUAAAGUAUUUGUGUUGUGUGA